Formica exsecta is the source of this 3007-nucleotide messenger RNA. RefSeq names its product clumping factor B. The transcript is spliced from 11 exons. Lineage: Eukaryota; Metazoa; Arthropoda; Insecta; Hymenoptera; Formicidae. The record is from RefSeq and is a predicted model, not a curated record. Bases 285 to 1622 code for a protein of 445 amino acids.
CCCGAUAUCGUGGAAGGAUGCUUAAGCACCGUUUAAAAUUGUUACGCCACUGUCCGACGAAGCUUGGAAACUUCUGAUCUUCCAGUUCGCUCUGAGCAUCUCGCAGUCGUGAGAGUCUCGGCAUGUGAUCGAGUAUUCGUCAGGAACAGCUUCCGCUAUUGCCGGUCUAGAACGUUGAAUAGAAUUACCUGGCCGCGUGGCGAAGAUUUAUUAGCAGCAGCAAUCGUGUCCUUCAUCCAUUCUUCGUAUCUUCAACAAGCUGUGAUUUAACUUUCGACAUAAACAUGACCAUGGAAUGCAAAAGUUCAUCAACCGCAACAAUCAAGGAUACGCCGGAAAAUGAUGGCAUCUGCCCGGAAUUGAGAUUGCUGCAAUCGAUCGCGAUGCAAACCUCGUUGGGUCAGACAGCAUUGAAACUCGUAGAUAACUUUCUAUGGACCGUGGAAAAGUGCGCGGAAUGGAGCCUACCUGCCCAGGAAGUUGAAGACGAAAACGGGAAAUCGGAAUUCGUCAGACCAUUGCCGUGGAUUUUAUUCUUGCCGAGUUUGGUGAUGAUACGUAUAAUCAGGAUGACGAUGAACGUAGGCGCUUUCGUAAUAGGUUACCCCCCAGUCACGCCGAGUGUAUUGGUAAAAUUCUUACAGAAAAGUCGCAUGCGACUGAAUGACGUAAAGAACAGUGAGGCGAGGGAAAAAGAGGAUAAGGAUGAGAAAUCCUCGAUAAACGAGACCAGAAGAGCCCUUAUGGAAUCCAUUCGUCUGACCUUAUCGAGCUUGUCCUGUCUGGACACGUCCAAACCUUCCCUAUCACCACCACCUACUAAAAUUCACGUUAGUAACAUCUUCGACUCCGAUGCAGCAACAAUAACAUCGGAAGAAAAAUCAGUGACGGAAUCAACAGAUAAUACAGAGAAGCAAAGAAACUUGAUAAAUCACAGCGAAUCGGAGGAGAACGAGGAGAUAAAUGAUGAGGAUAAGGAUGAGGAGACUCUGGAAGAAAAGAUCAAUCGACUUGCCUUGGAAAGCAGCGAUGAAGAUGAGGAUUUCGAUCCGGCCAAUUGCACCGUUUCGAGCAACGAAAGUCGCGACAACAGCAACAAGGAUAGCGACAGUGAAGUCGACGAGGAUGGUGGUAACGUGUCCUCCGCCGAGCUUUGCGAUCUCAUUGAAGGCUCUAAACGCGUGAUGCGUGGCGAGAAAACAGAAGUGGAAAAUGAAAUCGAGAAGUUUCAGGCUGCUGAGCGGGCAGCCUCGCAAGUUUUUGACCAGAGAUUGCCGGCCGGGGAGAGCCGUGAUCAGGUAGAGGAGCGCCUCUUGCAGCGUAUCGACUCGCCCACGUGUUAUACGCCUGACAAGUCCAGCGAGGGCGAUUCGAUCUUCUACUCGCCGAUCAGCUCAGACAACGAUAUGCCGAAGGCGCCGAUUACCGAGAAAUGCGUCUCGAGAGACUCCCUAAAGACGAACGAGUAUGCUAAUGGUGAUAUACAUUUCAUUACAGCAUCAAUGAUUUCAGAGACGUCUUCGACGUCUGGAGGGGCCAACCAUGGCGCGAAACGCAGCGCAAACGUGAGUAAAUAUCACAAGGGUAAACGUACGAAUCACGGCAAUCGCAGGAAAAAAUAAUCAACCAGAACGAACAGAGAAAGAGAAAGAGGGCGGGAAAGAGAAAAUUAAACCUUAAAGUUUCUCUUCGGAAAGGGUGAUUAUUAUCAAUGAUAGAAUAUCGCGCUCCGUUUCGAACGUCGUCGAAAGUAACGAAAAUUAUCGAGGAUUAAGUAUUGGAUUUGGAAUAAGAGAUAUCUUUGCUCGGACGCUGUCGCAGUCACCGAGAUAUAAAGAUAUAAUAAAGAUAUCUCGGGCUAUCUAUCAAGAUAUAUAUAUAUAUACAUUCUUGUAUAAAAUUUUCGACCUCGUCAAAAAAUUACCGAGUUAUCUCGGUUACUGAGUAAUUAUUGUUUGCAGAAAAACAAUUCAAAAAAUUGCGACGAAACAUCGCGAUUUUUUAACGUUUCUCGACGUUUCUCUGUUGGAAUAUUUCAUUGAAACUCAAACCGGUCUAAAGUUAUCAUUCUCUCUUUCGAGAAUAAUUACAGUUUGCGCACGAAACGAUAGGGAAAAAAGAUGAACGGUCGAAGUUUGUGCGAGUCGCUUGAAAUUCGUGCGUUGCUGCUCGAGAAUGACACUUGUUGUUGGGAUAAUAUCCAGAUACGAUGGGGAAAUUAAUUGGACAAUUGUCAAUUAACUUUACGCGAUUCAGCGAUGAACUUCACUCCCUAUUUUGAUAUAAACUUUGUCUAGACAAGCGACGACGAAUACGAAAUGCGACGGUGCGUUCAAAGUAUGCACCGAGUGUUAUCGUAUUUAGACGAACAUCGCAUCUAUCUCGGCGAUUACAUAAUUGCCGAUAGUAAAUUGUGCGUAUUUUGUUUCUCUUUGAUACAGUAAUGCAAAACGCAACGUACGAAAAUAUGACUAAAGUCUGCGCGUUAUCUUUAAAACUGCUGCUUGAACUGGUUUUCUCGAAUGUAAACUCGCUUAUUUACGGAAUAACAUCCGCGCGCACAGAGAAAUGAUUAGUAUGUCUUAUAUUUCAGAGUCACUGAUAGAUAUAAGAGGAAUUCAAUUUUAAUCAAUAUGCAUAUGAUCUUGUACAAUAUAUGUGCAAACUUUCCAUUCUUUUCUUUAUCCACUCUUAAAAAAUACUAUAAAAAGGACUACGAAAUAAAUAUAGAAAAUGACUCAUAUCCUCUCUAUCCUCUGUUGUCUCUAUUUUCUCUAUUCAUUUCGAUCAUCUUGAUUUUGAUCAUGAAGAUAUAAAAAAUGCACGUGUACACAAUCGAAAACGGUAUAAUUUAUAAUCUUAUAAUUUAUGAUCUUUUAUUAUAUAAUAGUUAAUUGUAAUUAACAUUUUCUUUGUGAAUGUAUAAUAAUGUUACUAAGGUUGUUUUAUAUUGUUAAAAAGAUAUGUACUUGUUAUUACGAUAAUAAAUUAUUUGAUCGUAAUUAUA